Messenger RNA from Marmota flaviventris (yellow-bellied marmot), 1312 nucleotides. It is a transcript of the gene Arhgef39, whose product is annotated as Rho guanine nucleotide exchange factor 39. The record is from RefSeq and is a predicted model, not a curated record. Gene Ontology annotation, molecular function: guanyl-nucleotide exchange factor activity. Gene Ontology annotation, cellular component: plasma membrane. Gene Ontology annotation, biological process: positive regulation of cell migration. NCBI's taxonomy places the organism in Eukaryota, Metazoa, Chordata, Mammalia, Rodentia, Sciuridae.
CGCCCUGGAAGCGUUGGAAUUUGAAUCUCCGGCGGGCUGCGGCCGGAAACAUCAACCCUCGGACAGUAAUGGAGAUCCCAGAUCCCAGCUCGCGGUGCCCGGUGCGGGAGCAGCGUGCUCGGUGGGAGCGGAAACGCGCCUGCACCGCCAGGGAGCUGCUCGAGACCGAGCGGCGUUACCAGGAACAACUAGGGCUGGUGGCCACGUACUUCUUGGGGAUCCUGAAAGCGAAGGGGACUCUACGACCACCCGAGCGCCAGGCCCUAUUUGGGUCCUGGGAGCUCAUCUACGGCGCCAGCCAAAUGCUGCUUCCCUACCUGGAAGAAGGACACUGGGGACAGGGGCUGGAAGGCUUCUGCCACCACCUGGAGCUCUACACCCAAUUUGCAGCUAAUGCGGAGAGGUCCCAGACCACCCUACAGGAACAACUAAAGAAAAACAAGCGUUUUCGGAGGUUUGUGCACCUUCAGGAAGGUCGCCCUGAGUUUGGGGGACUUAAGCUUCAAGAUCUGCUCCCUCUGCCUCUGCAGCGGCUGCAGCAGUAUGAGAAUCUGGUUGUUGCUUUGGCUGAAAAUACAGGUCCCAAUAGUCCUGACCAUCAACAGCUCACACGGGCUGCCCGGCUGAUAAGUGAGACUGCCCAGAGAGUCCACAGCAUUGGUCAGAAACAGAAGAAUGAGCAGCACCUCCGGCGUAUCCAGGCUCUGCUCAGUGGACGCCAGGCAAAGGGACUUACUUCAGGACGCUGGUUCCUACGCCAGGGGUGGCUGUUGGUGGUGCCUUCCAGUGGGGAACCUCGGCCUCGCAUGUUUUUUCUCUUCUCCGAUGUGCUCCUCAUGGCCAAGCCUCGACCCCAGUUGCACCUGCUGCAGAGUGGCACCUUUGCCUGUAAAGCCCUCUAUCCUAUGGCCCAGUGUCAACUCUGCAGGGUCUUUGGCCACUCAGGAGGCCCUUGUGGUGGACUGCUCAGUUUGUCCUUCCCCCGUGAGAAGCUACUGCUUAUGUCCACAGACCAGGAGGAGCUGUCACACUGGUACCACAGUCUGACUUUGGCUAUCAGCAGCCAGAAGAACUAGAGGAAUCUUACAAAUUCAAAACUCAGAAUACUUCAGGGAUAGGUCAGAGCCAGAAGUACAAAGGAAUCUUCUUCAGCACUAAAAGUACAGAACCCUUCUUGGUUUGACAGGGAUCAUUUUAAGAAUCAGGAACCCAGGCUGGGGACAUGGUGGCUGGUGCUUAUAAUCCUAGCAACUCGAGAGGAUCACAAGUACAAGUCCAGCAUGGGCAAUUUAGCAAGAGACCCUGUCUCAAA